CUGGCCCCGGAGAAGUUGAAGUUCACCGCGCUCUGCCAUUUGGAGUCGGUCCCAGCUCGCACCAUUCCGCGCUGCCUCCUCGCGCUUUUGUUUCUGGAAGCUGAAGGGGGCGUGUGGCAAGGCUUUUGGACCAGCCAGGGACGUUUGUCCGGCUGCAGCGCCAGGGAUGCUCUGAGGACGGCUCUGGAGGUGGCUGGGACCGCUCCAGGCGCCGGGCCGCGUAAUCCCUGCGCUAAGUGCUUGGCUCGCAGUCUGCAGUCACUAGUGGGAGCUGGAGAGGGCGAGUGAGAAAAAUUCCAGCGGCGGCGGAGCGGGAGGAGGGACAGGAGCUACGGCGGCGGCGGCAGAGGCAGCGGCGGCGGCAGAAGUUGCCGGCGUGGUGCUCGUAGUGAGGGCGCGGAGGACCCGGGACCUGGGAAGCGGCGGCGGGUUGGAGUUCAAGGUACUCGUUAUAUGUGACAGGAAGUGAAGCUCAUUCAAUGCCUUGCUGAGGAAGAUCAACAUACAAAACAGGUACCACCCAGAAGAGCCAUCCCAGAAUGUGUGAGCAGACUUUCAGGAGGCAGGAGCUGAGGUCUUGCUGUGUCUAAGAGCUAAGGUGAUGACCUUCAGUGGCUUUAAGUGCACAUGACAUUUCGUAUGAGCAGACGGAGGGGAACUGUCUUCAGACAGGCUGGUUAACUUCGGCUGAAUCACAACCAUUUGGCGCUGAGCUAUGACAAGAGAGCAAACAAAAAGUUAAAGGAGCAACCCGGCCAUAAGUGAAGAGAGAAGUUUAUUGAUAACAUGCUCUUACGAAGCUCUGGAAAAUUAAAUGUGGGCACCAAGAAGGAGGAUGGAGAGAGUACAGCCCCCACCCCUCGGCCCAAGAUCCUACGUUGUAAAUGCCACCACCACUGUCCGGAAGACUCAGUCAACAAUAUCUGCAGCACAGAUGGGUACUGCUUCACGAUGAUAGAAGAAGAUGACUCUGGAAUGCCUGUUGUCACCUCUGGAUGUCUAGGACUAGAAGGGUCAGAUUUUCAAUGUCGUGACACUCCCAUUCCUCAUCAAAGAAGAUCAAUUGAAUGCUGCACAGAAAGGAAUGAGUGUAAUAAAGACCUCCACCCCACUCUGCCUCCUCUCAAGGACAGAGAUUUUGUUGAUGGGCCCAUACACCACAAGGCCUUGCUUAUCUCUGUGACUGUCUGUAGUUUACUCUUGGUCCUCAUUAUUUUAUUCUGUUACUUCAGGUAUAAAAGACAAGAAGCCCGACCUCGGUACAGCAUUGGGCUGGAGCAGGACGAGACAUACAUUCCUCCUGGAGAGUCCCUGAGAGACUUGAUCGAGCAGUCUCAGAGCUCGGGAAGUGGAUCAGGCCUCCCUCUGCUGGUCCAAAGGACAAUAGCUAAGCAAAUUCAGAUGGUGAAGCAGAUUGGAAAAGGCCGCUAUGGCGAGGUGUGGAUGGGAAAGUGGCGUGGAGAAAAGGUGGCUGUGAAAGUGUUCUUCACCACGGAGGAAGCCAGCUGGUUCCGAGAGACUGAGAUAUAUCAGACGGUCCUGAUGCGGCAUGAGAAUAUUCUGGGGUUCAUUGCUGCAGAUAUCAAAGGGACUGGGUCCUGGACUCAGUUGUACCUCAUCACAGACUAUCAUGAAAACGGCUCCCUUUAUGACUAUCUGAAAUCCACCACCUUAGACGCAAAGUCCAUGCUGAAGCUAGCCUACUCCUCUGUCAGCGGCCUAUGCCAUUUACACACGGAAAUCUUUAGCACUCAAGGCAAGCCAGCAAUCGCCCAUCGAGACUUGAAAAGUAAAAACAUCCUGGUGAAGAAAAAUGGAACUUGCUGCAUAGCAGACCUGGGCUUGGCUGUCAAGUUCAUUAGUGACACAAAUGAGGUUGACAUCCCACCCAACACCCGGGUUGGCACCAAGCGCUAUAUGCCUCCAGAAGUGCUGGACGAGAGCUUGAAUAGAAACCAUUUCCAGUCCUACAUUAUGGCUGACAUGUACAGCUUUGGACUCAUCCUCUGGGAGAUUGCAAGGAGAUGUGUUUCUGGAGGUAUAGUGGAAGAAUACCAGCUUCCCUAUCACGACCUGGUGCCCAGUGACCCUUCUUAUGAGGACAUGAGAGAAAUUGUGUGCAUGAAGAAGUUACGGCCUUCAUUCCCCAAUCGAUGGAGCAGUGAUGAGUGUCUCAGGCAGAUGGGGAAGCUUAUGACAGAGUGCUGGGCGCAGAAUCCUGCCUCCAGGCUGACGGCCCUGAGAGUUAAGAAAACCCUUGCCAAAAUGUCAGAGUCCCAGGACAUUAAACUCUGACGUCAGAUACUUGUGGACAGAGCAAGAAUUUCACAGAAGCAUCGUUAGCCCAAGCCUUGAACGUUAGCCUACUGCCCAGUGAGUUCAGACUUUCCUGGAAGAGAGCACGGUGGGCAGACACAGAGGAACCCAGAAACACGGAUUCAUCAUGGCUUUCUGAGGAGGAGAAACUGUUUGGGUAACUUGUUCAAGAUAUGAUGCAUGUUGCUUUCUAAGAAAGCCCUGUAUUUUGAAUUACCAUUUUUUUUAAAAAAGAAAGAUACUUUAAUUUUUACCAAAAUAAAACAAAUAUUGUAGAUGUUUGAAGGUUUAUACAGCUAUAGUUUAAAUAAUAACAAAAGGUCUUCCUAGAAAUGUUCCUGGAAGUCAAAAUGUUUUCUCCAUUGGCAAAAUACUCUUGCACUCUAGAAAACAGAACAGCCUGUGAACAUAAAUUAGAAUUCAACUUACUGCCCGACACACCUCAGACUGUUUGGGCCAGCCCUGCUCUGGGCUGCCAGUGCAGAGUCAAUGCGCACGCAUACAAGUCCCCCCUGCCUGGGACCACAGCUUGGACUCCUCCUGCAGCUUCAGCCAGAGUGAAACAAAUGAAGGGUUGGUGUCACUGGUAGGAUUAUGUGUUGGUGGGUUCUUCGGAGCCACUCCUGCUCCUGGGUGUGGUAGGCAGCUCUUUCAGGCAAUGCCUCCUCCCCCCUUGCAUUAAACACCAGCAAAGCUUUCUCAUGAGCUGCUAAGAAUCGACAUGUGCCUACUUUUGUGCUCAUAGAUCAGAAGAUCAAUAUUAAAUAAAACUGUCAGGAAUGUAGUAGAGAGAGACAGGGGGAUUUAAAAAUGGAAGUGAUUUGGGCGUGUAUUAUAAGGAAGACGUGCCAGUGAGGCAGAGCGGAGGCUGAAGGAGCAGCAGAUACAUGGCUUGUUCCUUCUAUGUGCAUAAGAACCCAUCACAGCAGCCCAGGAAAGAAGUGUGCACGGCACAGUUUGUAUAGAUAUGUAUAGUUUUAUGUUGUCGUGUUGUCUAAAUCUCUGACUUCAGAGACAGAGAGGAAGCAUCUGAUCUGUCAGGUUAAUGUCCCUACACUUUAAUUUAAAAAUAAGCAGAGGAAAGUUGAUGAGGUCAUCAAACAUCAUGGCUGUUGUGAUUUCUCCUAGAAUAGAUAUAUGGGUCUGGUAUGGACCUCUUACAUGGACAUUUCACACCUUAGGUACAACUCAUUUACUCUCAUGUGCAUUUCACUUCUAAUUUAUUCUGUUUCUCUAGUAUAGCACGUACGCAAAACAUCUUGUGAUUCAGUCCUGGGAGGUCUUAACUUUUGACUCUCUGUGCGAAAUCACUUAUAUGACCAGUAUUCCUUAGAAACAGGACGGAGAUAAAGUGUAAAAUGGCACACGGCCCUCUCAACUUUCUUCACAUAGUUCCUUACUCUGUUUCUUCCAUAAAGGUUAGAAAUUGCGUUCUUGUUAUUAAGAAAGGUGGAAGUACUUCCUAUGCCUUAGAAAGUGACAUUCCUCCCAGAUUCCUCCAGGGGGCAGUGUUUUCCUAUGCAUCUCACCACUGGGUGCGUGAAAGAUGGAGACCUUAGGAAAAAUUGACAGCUGCAUGAGAAAUGAGGGAAUGUUUUACCCCUUUUCUGGAGUAGACGUUCAUCUGGAAAAAAGUCCUGGAGCUCAGUGUCUUUGCGCUGUACCUGGAGUUUAGGAAAACUGUAAAGAAAAGCAUCCCUCUGUGUUUCACUCUACGGUACUGCAGGGCCACAAUUUAGUUUCCACUACAAUAGAUUUACUCAGUUCUUAAAUUUGAAAAGAUAAAAACUGGUUGUUAAUUUAACGGUCAUCACAUUUUGCUCUUACUGAGGUCAGUGCAAGCUAAGCCAUCGAAGCGCCUUUUCUCUGUUAAAUUAUAUUUGCUGAAGUUUUCCCAUUUAUUCCUGUCUAAGUAUGGCAGUCACCUGAGCCUGGAAGAAAAACCUUAUUGCCUCUAGACAGAUCCAUCUGUAAACACGUACGGAAGCAUUUUGCCAGUUUAGUGGGUACAUUUUGAUUUUUAUUUUCUGGGUUUUUCUUAGGUUUAAGUGAGGUUGUGGGGACCUCUUGGGUCAAACUGUAUUUUCUUAUUGGUAGAUUUUAAAAUGUGUGCAAAUUUAAAUCAGAAUGUUUUGUGAGGAAGCUGUUGAUGAUUUAAAGUGUUCUAGAUUUCUAGGGUUCCUGCGAAAAACGGGGAGAAAUUUGAGUGUCAAAAUUUCAUCUAUGUGGCUCAUUUUAUUGCUUUGGGGAAAAUCAACUGCUUAUUUGCUAAUUAUUGACCUUAUUUAUUCAGUAUAAACUUCUUGAAAUUAUUGAGAUCCUUUAAAAAAUCCACUCAGUUAUUAUGAAUUUUCAAUAAGAAUUUAUAAUUUAUUUAUGAAUAUAAUUUCUGUCUUAUGAAAUCCUAAUUGAUACAACUAAGCUGUUAAGGACUACCUGUUGACUUUCCAGUAAUCCAUGAUAACCUUUAAACUUCUAGCAUCUCAGAAAAAUACAUUUAUUUUAUUUUAUUUUUUUCUCUAACUUCCUGCAAAUUAAUAAUAUAAUUGACUGCUGCUUACCCUCAGGACUCUUUCAAAGAGCAAGAUUUUCUUCUAACUUCUCUCCCCUGAAGGAAUCCUAAAUUAUUAAUUGUUAGAUAAGCUUUAUGUGUCCAAGUUUGUGGUUGAUGUGUGUGUGUAUAUAGUAUAUAAAUAUAGAUGUAUAUGUAAAUAUGUUCAUUCUGGAGUCUGGCACAACUCUAGUAUGUGGAUUAGAAAGUAAAAUAUUAUGGAUGAUAAAGUCCUAAAUGAAGAUUAAUAUUUAUUUAUGGAAGCAUGUACAUUGUGAACUCCCAAAUGAAAAGCAGUUAAACAGUGUGUAUGACUCAGGCAGCGCACCCCGAUGUUGCUCCUGCCCGUUCUUUAUACUCCCCCAACAGAAAGCUUCUUAGGGGACAUGCUGGACUUGGCUUCCAGGAAAUUUGCUGGCACAUUUCGUUUGGUGUGUGGUCCAGGCUCACAAGUCCCUAAUAAUCACCAGUUUUCAUGUUCCUCAGGCCAACCAGAUUCAUCACACUUCUUGGUUUAUGGAUGGAAAGGCAAUGAGAAUACAUUUUUUUUAAACUUGAACAUGUUUUGGUGGUUACACCAUCUCAGAAACUCCCAGUCCCAUAAAGAGUGGAAAGGAAAGGGGCUGUGUCAAAAAUGAUACAAUUUAACAGAACUGACUGUUAGAGAAACUAAUGCCAUAGAUUUUAAGAGAAAAAUUGGUAAUAUUUAGGGAGAGCAGUUCUUUUCUGUUUGUUUCAAAACAAGACUCAUUUGUGUUCUAUCGGGGAACCAGUGCCUUAUGGAAUUUGUAUAUACUGUAAUUAUUCAGGGUUAGGGAACAAACAGUUGUAUUUGUUACAAAUUGUGUAUGACUUGUUUUCUUAUUUCCCUCAAUAAAAUGGUGUCAUUCUCCCCAUUCAAAAACUAUGACUGGUGUUUCAUAGUUGGGCCUUUUCUUUGUCUUUGAAAUGACCUCAUGACAGCAGCUGGGAAGGGCAGCCUCUGAGGAGGCAGAGGCAGGUACGUCUGUGCACCAGCAUCCUGAGGUAAGAAUGAACUGGCGUCUUCCACUUUCUGUUUAGGGAACGCUGUCAUCUCCUGGGGGUGAGUAGUUGGUAGGUAACAGGACAGAGUCCUGACGGUGUCAGCACUUGAAUAGUGUGCUAGUAUUCACUGAGGGGGUAUGACUGAUAAUCCAGAUCUGGGGGAGCAAGACUGAGAGGCAGAGGGUGUCAUCUGAGGUAGUAGGCUUGGAUUAGUAGACAUGAUUGUUGGUGAUGAAAACCUGGAGUUCAGGUUUUGGGAUUGGCUUUUGUGUAUUUUGAAAUCCUCAGUAUGGUAGAUGCUUUACAAAGAUUGCAAGAGAGUGAAUUCUCCGAAGCGGACCAUGGGAGGACGAGUAAGAAGUCAGUGGAGUAAGGAUUAGGUUUAGAGAUGGACUUGAAGGGACCUAAUGAUCUGAAGGGCAAGAAAUAAGGGUUACAGCAAGGGAGCCUCAUGAUAUGAGAGAAACUGGCUAUUUUGGUUUUAGGAAUGAGACUCUUAUCUCAGAAGCACCCCUCAACAUGAAACAAGAACUAGAAAGCCCUCUGCAAAGAGGAAAUGGGGUGGGGGUGGGGAGGCUAUUUGUUGAGUGUGGAUCUGGAGGACAGCUUGGGAAGCCUGAGUCCGAGGGACUCUAUUUGAGAUUGGAAACAGAGAGGAAGCCCAAGACUGUUUGCAUUGGGCAGCUAGAAUGGUUUGAAUCAUAGAAACUAGGGAUUAAAAGGCCUGACAUUUGGCAUUUUAGUCUCUUACCCUUGUGCCAAGAAAGUACACCCCAAUAUUUGGGGUUCAGAUGAGCUUAACUCUGUUCUCCCCUUUUCCUUUUAUGAUUCUUCAGGAACAUAUACUCUGUGAGCUCCCAAUAUUUUCAACCAUACCUUGAGAUAAAAUGCCUUUCCACCCUUUCCUCCAGGCUCUUAAAAACUGGAAUGAAUAUAUGAGCACAGAGCUGCUCAUGAUGGGAGAGCUAUGGCUGCUCAUCAGCCCAGCUUUGCUUUUCUGGGACUGAGGAGCAUUCUUUACCUGGUACCAUCAAUUGACAGGGAGGAAUAGAUUCAGGGCAAGGUCAAUCUCAGAACUCUAAUGACCUCAUAGACGUGCUUUUGGGGUUGAGAGCUCACUGAUUUGACCUUGACAAAAACAUUUGCAUAUUGUCCAACAUGUGGGACAACAUCAGUGAAACUUGCAGCUACUGAAUCUCAAAGAGGGAAGAGGUUGAGACUAAAGUGUAUUGUGGAACAUGGGUUGUAUUUGCUUUGUGGCUAACUGGCUUUAUUUGCUUCUUAAUCAAAUUGUCAUUCUUUAAUCCACAGACAUCCCAUGGAGACUAUGUAUGCAAGGCGACCUUACAUAUUUUCAUUAUUUAUCUCUUGAAUAAAUACUUGAGUUUGUCACUGUUGUGUAGGUCCUGGGGGGGGGAGGGGGGGUUUCUCUUCGCUAUCAUUGUGGCUUGCCUUUGUUGGCUAGCCAAGACAAGCCAAGAGGUCAAGGGGUAGAUGGCAUUCGAUUUACAGUAUUGCCCCAAGUCAGUGUGUCAUUGAGCUGAGUCUGCUCUUCGUCCCCAGAGGCAUAGCUGUCCCACGUCAAACCUGGAAACUUUCUGCUUGUCCACCUGAGUCACUGAGGCCCUGCACUAAGACAGACGUGUCUUCUGGGAUUCAUGAUAGCUCUGGGCUGCCUCAUGAGGCUUGUCUUUUGUUUCCUGUUAUUGUAGUUAUUUACAAACUCCACUGGAGAUCAGCUCUUUGAGUGUAGCACAUGGCCAUGUUUAUAAUAAGAUCCAGAAAUGUUGAUGCAGGUGCUGGGGCGUACUGAUGUAUUAACUGCGCCCCGGUAUCCCUUGCAAGCUUUGCCACACUCCCCAGCCGCAUCCAGACAAAGUAACCCAAGGUAGGUUAAGGCACUGGCCCAGAGAUUGCUAUGUGUGAUGUAGCUGGAGAAGCAUCCUUCUAGAUCUUCACCCUACCAUGGAGGAAGAUUGUGAUUACCAUUCAUACAAGACUCAAAGGUUUUUUUGUCUUACUGAAAAAAAGAAAAUCCCCACUAACUUUUGGACAUGAAGCAUCUCUAUGUUAUAAAGAAACGGAGUCUCUGUUGCUUAUAAAUAUAAUUUAUUACCUGUUUAAAAAUUCUUUCUUACAUUUGUACAUGUUGGCUGACAAGAGUAAAUGCAGGCAGUUUACAAACCAAGGGGACGGCAGGUAAAUUGGGUGAGGCAACCAGAGAGAGAAAAGAGGCACACCCAAAGCCGGUACACCUCAACCACACAGCAAGGCGAUGAGGAUGAGCAGAAUGCUGGAGAGCACUCCGCAGCCACUGGGGGUCAUUAGGAAAGGAGUUGCAUAGAAGAUACAGCAAGACAGAAUUCCAUAACAAAGGAAGGAAGAAGUGCUCCAUAUCUGAGAAGCCAAGGUCAUGUUGUUUUGCUAAAAAAAGAAAAACUGACAAAGCAUAAAAUUUCAACCUGAUACUUCUGAAGUUGAACUGGUCCAAAGAAGACAGCAGGAGGGUGACCCAGCUGCUUCUUCCUUUUUUUUUUUUUUUUUUUUU
Molecule: messenger RNA, 8441 nt
Organism: Mus musculus (house mouse)
Lineage: Eukaryota; Metazoa; Chordata; Mammalia; Rodentia; Muridae
Gene: Bmpr1b
Product: bone morphogenetic protein receptor, type 1B
Exons: 14
Coding region: 787-2295 (502 amino acids)
Biological process (GO): positive regulation of transcription by RNA polymerase II; BMP signaling pathway; positive regulation of osteoblast differentiation
Cellular component (GO): membrane; plasma membrane
Molecular function (GO): BMP binding; SMAD binding; protein kinase activity
Source: RefSeq, a predicted model, not a curated record